CUCACACAGGCGGAAGAAACACCGGAUUUGGUUUCGGAUCGUUUUUUAAGGGUUUAUGAUCCUGAUUUAGGUUUUUUUAAAGACAGAAAAGGAAAAACAAACCAACCCCCCCUCCUCCAUUUUGAAUAAUGUCGACCCCGGCGAGGAGACGGCUUAUGAGAGAUUUUAAAAGACUUCAAGAAGACCCUCCUACUGGAGUGAGCGGAGCGCCGUCAGAGAACAACAUCAUGCUUUGGAACGCUGUUAUUUUUGGGCCUGUGGGAACACCAUUUGAAGAUGGAACGUUUAAGCUUCUGAUAGAGUUUUCAGAGGAGUACCCAAAUAAGCCUCCCACAGUUCGGUUUGUGUCCAGAAUGUUUCACCCAAAUGUUUAUGCAGAUGGCAGUAUAUGUUUAGACAUCCUUCAGAAUCGCUGGAGCCCCACAUAUGAUGUCUCGUCCAUACUCACCUCCAUCCAGUCGUUGCUGGACGAGCCAAAUCCCAACAGCCCGGCCAACAGUCAGGCCGCACAGCUCUAUCAGGAAAACAAGAGGGAGUACGAGAAGAGGGUGACGGCCAUCGUGGAGCAGAGCUGGGUGGACGUCUGAGCUCCUCUCUCGCUCUCUACUCCUUCCUCUCUAUCACCCUCUCUUCAUCAUCCCAGUACUCCAGUCUCUCAUUUUUACCUCAUCAAGAAAAGAAAAAAACAGCAACUAUAUCAGAAGAACUCAAGUGCCACCCUGAAAAAAAAAAAGAGAACAACCAAACCACAAUGGAAGUUAACUUGCUUGCCAAUACAUUUUUGAGGAAAUCGAGGGAGGGGAAAUCAAUCUUCUAUUUGUGUUUCUUGUCCUUAAUUUUACUUUUUUUAUUGCAUGAUGUGAAAUAAGUUAUUGCUAACAGAAUUUGUAAUAUAUCUUUGUUGUUUGGUUGGAUUGAUGCUGUUAGUGUUUGAGUUUUACUUUUUCCUUUGUACAUUUUUUUUCUUUUUUUUUCUUUCUUUCUUUCUUUUUUUUUUGUCUGCUGGUGUGCAUACAACUAGGCUGUUUGGAAAAAGGGCAGGUUGAUGACCAAAUCAGUGAAUUUUGAAAGUCAUGGAAGAUUAACAACCCAGAAAACAUCCUUAUUGUUUAGUUGAAUGUUCCACACAUACAGCUGAUAUAGAACUAUACCUGAUCUGUUGCAACAUAUCUGUUAUUUUAAGAGACACUGUAAUUUUAGGCUUGCAGACGUCACAGGCUGAAACAGCGCCAAGUCUCCCUUGCACUUAUGAAUCAUGGCUCCCUGGCAAGCUGGCUCUGAGCUUUUUUUACUUUAAUCAUUUCUGCUCCAAGGUAGAAAAUGAUGUUAGAAAGCAGGUAUUACACCAGGAGGGAACAGGAUAAGCUCGGACUGUGAAUCCAUAAGUGGGGAGCAGGGUUGUUUGGAAAAGGCUCUGGGAAUCCCCCGGCUGAACUGAGGAAAUACUGUAUUCUUUUCAAUCAUUACAUUUUCUGUAAUUCAGCUUUAAAGACAAUUACAAUCAGCAUGAAGUUGGUAAAAAAAAAAAAAACAACCUAGAAUUUGAGUAUACUCAAGCAUCAUGUUCUGCUUUAGUAAUAAAUCUGCCUUAUUAUUUUGUUUUACAGAACAUAAUGCUGUUUAUAUUCUGCUCAUUUUCUAUAAUAAAGAUUUUAUUACUUG
Molecule: messenger RNA, 1662 nt
Organism: Scomber scombrus (Atlantic mackerel)
Lineage: Eukaryota; Metazoa; Chordata; Actinopteri; Scombriformes; Scombridae
Gene: ube2b
Product: ubiquitin-conjugating enzyme E2B (RAD6 homolog)
Exons: 6
Coding region: 129-587 (152 amino acids)
Biological process (GO): protein polyubiquitination; proteasome-mediated ubiquitin-dependent protein catabolic process; DNA repair
Cellular component (GO): HULC complex
Molecular function (GO): ubiquitin conjugating enzyme activity
Source: RefSeq, a predicted model, not a curated record